GAACAACAACAACAUCACACAAAACAAAACAACAACAAGAAAUAGGCAAGCAUCAUGGCGGCCCCCAUGCACUAUUUAUGCUGCUGAGUGCACGGACAAUGUUCAGCACAGCCGAAAGAUUGAAGGAACGAACGGGGAAGAAAGGUUUGCCCCGCUUUGAGUAUUUGCAGGAGCUUGUCACGGAGUUUCAGGACACUACAAGCACUGAGGCCAAACAACAGGUCCUUGCAAACUUAGCAAACUUCGCCUAUGAUCCGAUAAACUACGACUUUCUACGAAACCUCAAAGUUAUUGAUCUCUUUCUUGACCAAUUAGCGGAGUCUGACAGCAUUUUGCAACAGUAUGCCAUCUGUGGUCUUUGUAAUUUGUGUCUAGAUCCUCAGAACAAGGAGUACAUCAUUCACAACGGUGGCGUUCAGGCAAUAGCAAUCUGUCUCUCAUCUGCCAACGAGCAGACAGUACUCUCUGCUAUUACUACCCUGAUGUUCCUCAUUGCGCCCGAGUCCAAAGAUCUGAUCACCGCGGUGGAGAUAGUGGAGUGCAUGGUGCGCCUCUCCCGCAGCGCCAACCCUCGCCUGCGCAACCUGGCCACCGUGUUCCUGGAGGACCACUGCACGCCGGCCCAGGUGACGGCGAUCCGCAAGCAGGUGGAGACGGCCAGCAUCCCGGUCACCGUCCUGGAGGCCGCCGUCAUGACGUGGGCGCGGUGGCGGGGCCCGGCGGCGCGGCUGUGCAGACUGCAGAGGCUUCAGCACACGCAGCCUCGGCCCAGGGCGUCGCUCAAGCCCGGCGAGAAGGCCACGCUCGUCCGCCGCAUCACCGAGGCCGACGUGCGCGUGUUCGGCGCGCUCUGCGGCGACGCCAACCCCGUGCACUCGACGGGCGUGCCCUCGGGGCCGGCGGACGGCGGGGCGAGCCGCGUGCUGGUGCACGGCGCGCUACUCAACGCCCUGGCCUCGGGGGUCAUCGGCUCCCAGCUGCCCGGGCCCGGCUCCAUCGUCGUCGGCCAGAACCUCCGCUUCCCGCGGCCGUGCCUCGUCGGCGAGGAGGUGACCGUCGUGGUGGAGGUGAAGGAGGUGCGCAAGAUCGUGGAGGUGGCGUUCCGGUGCAUCGUGGACGCCGCGUCGGACCAGCCCAAGGUGGUGAUGGAGGGCAACGCCAAGCUCAUCAUGGCCGAGCUGGCGGGGCCGUCUGCCAGCGGGGAGGGCGGCUAGGCCUUCCCUUCCCCCGCGGCUCGCUCAAGAGCCCCCGUUUGUUAUUGUUCCAUCGAGUCAGGAGCGUAGUCUUUUCCAAGCGCCGUUUUUAAUAAAACUUAAUUAUGUAAAUGAGAAAAGGUGAGAGUGACGACUGAAAUAAAGUGGUGAUCUUUUUGUA
Molecule: messenger RNA, 1374 nt
Organism: Thrips palmi
Lineage: Eukaryota; Metazoa; Arthropoda; Insecta; Thysanoptera; Thripidae
Exons: 5
Coding region: 78-1214 (378 amino acids)
Molecular function (GO): protein binding
Source: RefSeq, a predicted model, not a curated record